Messenger RNA from Closterium sp. Yama58-4, 4416 nucleotides. The record is from the annotation of a GenBank genome assembly. Lineage: Eukaryota; Viridiplantae; Streptophyta; Zygnematophyceae; Desmidiales; Closteriaceae.
AUGUGCUGCGAGCAGUGUGGGCGCAAAACGGACGCCACCAGAAGGGUGUGCAUUCGCAGCGUGCCGCCCGUGCUGAACCUGCACCUCAUGCGCUUUGUGUUCGAUGCUAAGACGAUGAGCAAGAAGAAAGUCACAUCGGGGGUCCGCAUCCCUCUAACUCUCGACCUCUCACUGUACGUGCAACCGGGGGGUGAUUCCUGCAGAGAAGCAGGGACAACUGCAGGGGCAGGGGCGACUGCAGGGGCAACUGCAGGAGCAGGGGCAACUGCAGGGGCAACUGCAGGGGCAGGGGCAACUGCAGGGGCAACUGCAGGGGCAGGGGCGACUGCAGGGGCAGGGGCGACUGCCGGGGCAACUGCAGGGGCAGGGGCGACUGCAGGGGCAACUGCAGGGGCAGGGGCAACUGCAGGGGCAACUGCAGGGGCAGGGGCAGGGGCAGGGGCAGGGGCAGGGGCAGGGGCAGGAGGAACACGGAUUGACCCUCCUGGGACUGACCCUGAUUUGAUUGUGCUUGAUGCGACUGACCGUGAUCGGAUUGACCCUAAUGGGACUGACUCUGUUCCAAUUGACUUGGAUCGGAUUGCUGACGGUGCAGAUGCAAGGGACGGUAAGCGGAGUAAGGAGGGGAGUGAGGAGGAGUGGGUUUUGGAGGUUUCAGCGAUUGGCAACGCUCAACCCCCCUUGCUUGGACCACAGAAGAGACGCAGAGUGGGGCGACAACGAGGCCUUGAGUCGUUCCUCAAGCCACUUCCUGAGAAUCCACCUGAAGAAUCACUUGAGUUCUCUGGCAAGGCGCCUCUGAAGAAGCACAUCUCAUUGCUGGCGGAAUCUGUUGCUGCUCCACCUGGAAAAGCACCUGGAAAAGCACCUGUAAGGCAACGGCGAUCCGCGUCCCUGGCUCAACAUGUAACAGUGACAUGCAAGAAGCCAGAGGCGGUUUGUAACGGUGUGCAUGGUGCGGAGAGCGGUGGUGGGGUGUGCAGGCUGAGUGGUCCCAGGAAAGGGGGGACUGCAGUGAACGGUCAAGAUUGGGAGGGAGAGAGGGAGGGGGAGGGGGAGGAGGUGACGUCAACUGAUGCCUACAUGCUGAUAUACGUGCGGGAGGGCUUUGGGGAAGGAGAGGAAGGGGAGGGGGUGGGGAUAAGUGGGCUUGCUAACUUUGAUAAGGCAGAAAGUGCAGGUGAGGGUGGGUGUGUCACAAUAAGAGGGGAUGGUAGUGGCAGUGGUGGGGGUGAAUCAAUGACAGGGGAUGGUGUUGCUAAGGGUGCUGCUGAGAGGGUGGCACCUGAAUCAGGAGCGGAUGCAGGUGGGAUGGACUGUGAGAGAAUUGAGACAGGUGAUGUUAAAGCACCUGAUUCGCCUGUUAAAGCACCUGAAGCAACAAGAGAAUCGGGUGUGGCUGUUGAAGCUCCUGAAGCAACAACAGAAGCACCUGAUGCAGCUGUGAAAGCACCUGAAACGACUGCAGCAGAGGCACAUGACGCGGAGGCCCCAUUACACCCCUCUCCUGUGCUCUGCCCAUGGGCUGGUGCCUCGAGCCAGCCUGCCUCUCAUCCCCCCUGCCUCAGCUCUCCCACUGCCCCUCCCCACUCCUCCCCACUCCUCCCCACUCCUCCCACAUUCCCCUCCCUCUUCCCCUCCCCGCGCCUCCCCGCAGAGGCCCCAUUGACAACACUUUUGAGUCAACUCAAAAGUCCCCUCCCCACUCCUCCCCACUCCUCCCCACUCCUCCCACCUUCCCCUCCCCUCGCCGCCCCACAGAGGCCCCAUCGACAACACCCUUCUCCUGUGCUCUGCACACGGUAUGGUGGGGGUCCCGCUCUCUCCCAGGCAGCGUGCUGCUCUGAGUGCUUGAUCGCUGAGGCGCUAGCAGCAGUGAGUGCUGGCAGCUACAGGGAGGAGAGGGCGCGCGUGCGACUGCUGGUGGAAGAAAACGUCAUAGGAAGGGGCAUAGAUGGGCUAGGAUACUACGUGUCUAAGCCCUGGCUGAACAACUGGCUGAGAAGGACAAAAGCUGACGCCCCUACCGCGGCUGACAGCAACCCCCUGGGCGGCAUCAUUUGUCCGCAUCAGCGGUUGAUGCCGGAGGGUAGAGCGGGGGAGGGGAGGAGAGCAGUUGUGAGCAGGGAGGUUUGGGGGUGGCUGAAACGGUGGGCGGAGGAGGGGAGGAGGAGAGGAGAGGAGGAGAGAGUGAGAGAGGCUGAGGAGAGAGAAAGGGAGGAGAGCGAGAGUGUGCAAGAGGGGGAUAAGAGCUUGAAGGGGGAUAAGAGCUUGAAGAGGAGGGAUGCAAGUUUGAAAAAGGAGGGAAGUUUGAGUGAAGGGGAGCGUUGUACGGGUAAGGAAGAAGGCAAGUCUCUAGCGAGCAAUGGAGCAGAUAUCACUGAAGCUGCAAUCAAAGACGAGAAGGUAGAGGCGGUGGUGGCAGAAGCAAAGGGUGUGUCGACCAAGCCUCACCCUGCAAGUGCUGGGAGUGCAUUGCGCGGGACUGUGCACUCCCAGCACUUGCAGGUACCAAGCCUCGCCCUGCAAGUGCACAGUCCCGCGUUACUUCACACGGGAAUUCACAGUCAGGACUUGGAGUUCCCAGCUUCUACUGCAGAGUGUGCCGUGUGCGUGGCAGCAGCAGCAGAGGCGGCAGAGCAAGCGGAUGCUCUGAGUCUCGUGCAGCAGCAGCAGCGCCAACAGUUCCUCCGCCUCUUCUCCCUCCGCUCCCUUCCUCUCGCCCUGCCUUCCUCCCUCUCUCCCCACCCCUCCUCUCUAACCUCCUCCCGCCCCUCUUCCCCCACUGCUGCCCCUCGCGCCUCCUCCCCUUCCCCAACCUCUCCAUCUCGUUCACUGUACAAGAGCAAGCAAGAGGAGCCUCUUUUUGACCCGCCUCAAAGUCACGAGAAGUCUGUUUUUGAGGCGGAUCAAAAGCUAGAAGAGCCCACUGGAUACCCCUACGCGCUCAUCCCCUCCUCUGAGGCGCCUCCAAAGCAAGAGGAGCCCAUUGAGUACCCCUACGCGCUCAUCCCCUCCUCCUGGGUCGCCCUCUGGCGAACCUUCCUCUCCGCUCCACCUGCUGCCAGCAAGUCUGCAGCUGUAGCAGCUGCAGGGUGUGAAGGAGGGACUGUUGCAACUGCAGGGGCAACAGCUUGUCAGCAAUCUCCUCCCAGUCUUGAGCAGGCACUGAGGGUCAUGCGCUGUCAGCAGCAUGGGGGGCUGGUUGCGCCGUUGCCGGCUCUUGUCAGCAGGAAAGGCGAGCUGGUUCAAGCAAACUCUGACUCGCGUAUAGGGUUUGGCACGGAGGAAGUUACUAAGUUGGAGGAGCUUGAGGGUGUGUCGCUGGUGCAGGCUGGUGUGUUUGCUGGUGCCCGGCUCUGGGUGGUGGAUACUAAAGUCCACAGGGACAGGGACAUUGCAGAGGAGCUCCCAGUUGUGGAUGACACGCAGAAGGAGGAGGCAGGCUUCAAAGGCACAGGCCUGGCUGGUAGUUUCCUGCGCGGCACGAUGGCGACAGCGGGGACGCAGAUCAUUGAGUCGGGCCAUGCCGACGCGAUUCACGACGUGCAGAUGGACUACUACGGCAAGCGACUGGCGACGGCGUCGUCCGAUCGCUCCAUUCGCAUCUUCUCCGUCGCAGGCGACCACCACUCGCAUCUCGCGGAUCUCAUUGGUCACGAGGGUCCGGUUUGGCAGGUGGCGUGGGGCCACCCUAAAUUCGGGUCCAUCCUCGCAUCGUGCUCGUAUGACCGCAAAGUGAUCAUCUGGAAAGAAACCAGCGAGAACCAGUGGAUCAAGGCGCAGGUAUUUUCGGACCAUGAAGGCUCAGUCAAUAGCAUCAGCUGGGCGCCACAUGAGUAUGGGUUGGUGCUCGCAUGCGCCUCCUCUGAUGGCUCUAUCUCCAUCCUCACCCACCGUGCCGACGGCGGCUGGGAUGUUUCUCGUAUCCCCCAAGCCCAUCCCGUGGGGGUUACCUCUGUUUCCUGGGCACCUGCUACGGUUCCAGGAAGCUUCCUGGGGUCUGGUCCGAAUCCGGUGCUCCGGUUUGUGUCGGGCGGGUGUGAUAAUAUGGUGAAGAUUUGGCGGUAUUCGAGUGAGGGAGGGGGAGGGUGGCGGCUGGAUGGUGCGCCGCCCGGUUUGACGAAGCACACGGAUUGGGUUCGGGAUGUGGCUUGGGCGCCGAACCUGGGCCUGCCAAAGAGUACCAUUGCCAGUGCUUCACAGGAUGGUACUGUACUGAUAUGGACCCAGACGAGCGAGUCGGACCCAUGGAAACCUCUGCUGCUGCAGGACUUCAAGGUACCUGUGUGGAGGGUCAGCUGGUCGCUGACUGGAAACAUUCUUGCUGUUUCGGAUGCGAAUAACAAUGUGUCGCUCUGGAAGGAGGCUGCAGAUGGACAAUGGUCUCAAGUCUCCACUAUCCAACAACCAUAG